AUGAGAGGCAUUUUAAGGCUUCUACUAGAUAUAAUUGUAUCCUUGAUUAGUUGUGCAUUUCAAUAUGAAAACGUUNUAUGUGGAAGAAAAUUACAAGUGAUCGUUAAAUUAGCCAAUCAUAUCUUAACAGCCGAUAAUCCCGAAUAUUCCGGUGGUGUUUGGCAUGUUGAAGGAAUGGAAAAUGAACAUAUUGUUGCAACAGGUAUUUUUUAUUAUCAUAGUUCAAAUAUUACAGAAUCAAAUUUACAAUUUCGAACUGCAAUAAAUGAACCAAAUUUUGAUCAUGAUGCUUCAGAACGAGCAAAUCGCUUUUUUCAUUUAAAUGGUGGACGUUCAUUGAAUCAAAAUUUAGGUCAAGUUAUUACUCAAGAAGAUCGUUGUCUUGUCUUUCCAAAUAUCUAUCAGCAUAGAGUUGCACCAUUUCAAUUAACAAAUCCUAAUCAAUUAGGUCUACGAAAAAUUCUAGUCUUCUUCUUGGUUGAUCCAUCAAUUUCAGUUCUAUCAACUGCAAAUGUACCACCCCAACAAUCACAUUGGCUGAGAAAUAUUGUACGUUCGAUAUUUCCAUUUAAUCAAUUACCACAAUUAGUUAUUGAGAAAAUAAUUAAUUAUAUAGAUUUUCCAAUGAGUUUAAAUCAAGCUAACCAAUAUCGUAGAGAAUUAAUGGAAGAAAGAAAGUUUUUUAUCAAUCAAAAUACUGAACAAUUAUUUGAACGACCAUUCUCAUUAUGUGAACAUUAA
Adineta ricciae is the source of this 741-nucleotide messenger RNA. Lineage: Eukaryota; Metazoa; Rotifera; Eurotatoria; Adinetida; Adinetidae. The record is from the annotation of a GenBank genome assembly.